GCGUUUUAAAAAACAAAAGAAAUGUCCAGUUAUUAACAGUCGUACCUCUAUCAUUAGUGUAACGAAAUUUAUUUUAUUUAAUUUAGUAAAAUGUACCGCUAUCCGAAGCGAUUGAGUGAACUAUCGCCGAUAAGCUUAACAGAUGAAGAAUCCGAAGGGGAAACUAGUUCGAAAAAAUCGCCGGUCAAACUACAACCGAAACGAUUGGAUGAACUUUAUUCAGAAUCAUCUGUCUUCGACGAGUUGUAUGAGGAUGAUGAUCCUGCUCAAUCAAAUGAAAGUUCCGGCUUUGAUGAAAAGGAUAUUGAUAGCGAAAGGGACCGUAAAUCAUCAACACCGUUUGGCAAAGAAAAUGAUCGCAAUUCAGCAAACUGGAAUGGGGCAUCUUCAUCUGGAACGUGUAAGCGAAAUGGACAACAGUUGUCACACGAAAGAAAUCUCAGCAAGCCAUCCGAAUCAACUGCUACAAUGCGUUCGAUGACAAAAAAUUACUUCGACCCGGAGUCAGCUAAAAAGGCAACCGAUCCACAACCCAGAUCGCUACUUUUCAGCCCAAUCGAACUAUUAAAGGCCACACAGAAAAAUGCCCAGAAUAUGCCACAACAUCCGAUCGAUGAUUUCUUCGCCACGCCGUCCAUCAAACCACCGCUAACCACUGGUCGCAUCAUUUUUUCCAGCAGUCAAAACAAACAGCGUCAACCACGCAAACUAACUCCAGAUUAUCAGAAGACCUUGUUCACUACUCCGCAGGCCGUUACCAACAGUCACAUUUCCACCAGUGACUACGGAACGGACAGUUUUAAUUCUCUCAGGAACCCUUUAUUCUUGACGGUGCUUUCGCCGAUUGACGAGGAAAAAAUUUCGAUUGAUGAUUUCAAUUCACUUAGUGCUAAUGAUUCGGGCACGGCCCUGGAGAACAAAGUGAUCGAGAUCAACGGGAAAGAGUUCAUUUUGAAAAAGAAAAUCGGCAGCGGUGGUUCGUGUCUGGUAUAUUCAAGUAAAUGUAAAUUAAAUGGAGCCGAUCGGGCCUUGAAAGUGGUCAAUUUACGGACCGAUCCGGCCAAUGUGGAGAGCUACUUGAAUGAAACGAAGUGCCUAGAAAAACUGCAGGGGAAUGCAAAUGUCAUCAAAUUGUUUGAGUAUUUACAUCGUCCCGACAAGUAUUCUCUAUUCCUGGUCAUGGAACUGGGCGAAACCGAUCUGAAUAAAGUAUUAAAAUCGUACGAAUCCGAUAUACCGCUGCUCACGAUCAUAUCCUAUUGGCAUCAAAUGUUAACGGCCGUCAAAUGCAUCCACGAUAAUCACGUCAUCCAUUCCGAUUUGAAGCCGGCCAAUUUCCUGAUCGUCAACGGUCGACUGAAGUUAAUCGAUUUCGGCAUUGCCAGCAGCAUGUCGUUGGAUGCGACCAGUAUCAACAAAUUUCAACAAACUGGCACGCUUAAUUACAUCAGUCCGGAAGCACUGAUUGAUACUUCGACGGGCAGCACGCCUCAGAAGAUGGUGGGUCAGGAAGGAGGCACGUCGCAGAAGAGGAAUCGGUACAAGAUUUCGAGAAAAUCGGACAUAUGGUCGCUGGGAUGCAUAUUCUAUCUGACAGUUUAUCGGCGAACACCAUUUUCGCAUAUCAAACAAUUUUAUGCGAAAUUUGCAGCAAUCACCAGUCCAGAUACCGCAAUCGAUUAUCCAUCGCUACCGGUCUACUAUCCACCCAUGUUGUCUGAGAUGAUCCAAAAAUGUUUGCAGUUCAACCCGCAAAACAGAAGUUCCGCAGCUGAAUUACUAAACUAUCCGAUGAAUAUGAUUGAUCCGUCUAUUUCUUAAUUGCUUCGUUUGUAGAAAUAUUUAUUUUUUUUACUUUUACAUAAAAUUGCUUGCUACCACUAAUGCCAACCAAUAAAUUAUAUUUCUAAAGU
Molecule: messenger RNA, 1913 nt
Organism: Bradysia coprophila
Lineage: Eukaryota; Metazoa; Arthropoda; Insecta; Diptera; Sciaridae
Product: dual specificity protein kinase monopolar spindle 1
Biological process (GO): protein localization to kinetochore; mitotic spindle assembly checkpoint signaling; meiotic spindle assembly checkpoint signaling
Cellular component (GO): kinetochore; nucleus
Molecular function (GO): ATP binding; protein serine/threonine kinase activity; protein serine/threonine/tyrosine kinase activity
Source: RefSeq, a predicted model, not a curated record